Capsicum annuum is the source of this 807-nucleotide messenger RNA. Its product is annotated as mitochondrial inner membrane protease subunit 2-like. The record is from RefSeq and is a predicted model, not a curated record. Gene Ontology annotation, molecular function: serine-type endopeptidase activity. Bases 93 to 578 code for a protein of 161 amino acids. Gene Ontology annotation, biological process: mitochondrial respiratory chain complex assembly. The transcript is spliced from 4 exons. NCBI's taxonomy places the organism in Eukaryota, Viridiplantae, Streptophyta, Magnoliopsida, Solanales, Solanaceae. Gene Ontology annotation, cellular component: mitochondrial inner membrane peptidase complex; membrane.
GCUUACUUUGGAAAGACAUAUUUGUUGAUUUUUAUUCAAGAAAGUUUCUUCUUGGGUUUGAACAGUGUGCAGAUGAUUUAGGCGGACUAAAUAUGGGAACUGUCAACUUCCACUGGAAUUUAACUAAGAAUUAUAUCACCUUUGGGCUCAUUGGCCUUACUGUGUCUGAUCGGUAUGCUAGUAUAGUUCCUGUUGGUGGCAUUUCAAUGUCGCCUACAUUUAAUCCACAUGAUAGUUCCAUGAGAUCCUUGACGCGUGACUUUGUUGUUGUGGAGAAGCUUUGCCUAGAAAAAUACAAGUUCUCCCUCGGCGAUGUGGUUGUCUUCAGCUCUCCAACUAAUCAUAAAGAGAAAAAUAUGAAGAGAAUAACAGCCUUACCAGGUGACUUGGUCAGUACCCCUCAUUAUGAUGCGGUAGUUAUUUCUGAAGGACAUUGUUGGGUUGAAGGCGACAACCAGGCUUGGAGCUUGGACUCAAGAUCCUUUGGCCCUAUCCCUCUUGGUUUGGUUCGUGGACGGGUGUUGGUAGAGUUGAAAGAAUCACACCGAAGACCUAACACAUUUCUAAUUGUAUUUUGAAUAUAUCAUGAAUUUCAACUCGAUUGAUUUCUUAGGCACUUUCCUCAUGUAGGAAGACAUCAACAUUCUAGCAAAUGUGAUAGGUGCAUAAUCGCUAUUCUUUGAUAGCACAGAAUCAUCCUCUUGAUGUGCUUAUUUAUUGGAAAUUUUGUGCUGUAGUGGAAUAGUUAAAUUUCUUAUUGCUUAGCAUUGUUACAAGGUCAUUUGCAACAAGUUCCCAUGGGCUUUU